Oldenlandia corymbosa var. corymbosa is the source of this 961-nucleotide messenger RNA. The record is from the annotation of a GenBank genome assembly. NCBI's taxonomy places the organism in Eukaryota, Viridiplantae, Streptophyta, Magnoliopsida, Gentianales, Rubiaceae.
GCUCCAUCAAACACAAGUACAAUCCAAACACACACACACACACACACACACACAUAUUCAAAUUCUCAAAGAUUCUCCUUUUUUUUUUUUACCUUGUUGCUAUCUACCAUCUUGUGUUUUUCUUUUAGGCCAAUUAUAACAAACCUGUUGCUUCUUGUUCUACAACCUAUCAAAAAUGAGUUUUUUGAGCACAACAAAACUUGGUUACUCAAAGAUGGAUAAGGAAGACCCUGAGGAAGUAAUGCACAGAAGGGCACAAUUCUUGAUAUACAAGAAAAUGCAACAAGCUGAUUUUCCAAGAAAGAGGCCAUCUUGGUUGAAAGUUAGAGCUACAAAGUUGAAGAUUAGGAUUGGGAAGAGGCUGAGGAGGCUAAGGAAGAGCAUUUUGUCUAUCAUCAUUUCUUCUCCUUCUUCUCCUUCAAACAACAAUAUUAAUGCUCGUGAUCAAGUUGGUUUGCAGAAGCAAAUCAUUUCUCAAUUCAAAGCUCUCAAGCGUUUGAUUGUUCAUUCUCCAAGGAGGAGACAGAAUACUUCCGUCAAUGUUGCUACACUCCGACCAAUCUUCAAGUAAUUAUAUUGGAAGUUUGGAUCCAAUUUUCUCCCUUUUUUUUUCCUAUUUAUUUUUAAUUUUUUGUGAAGUGAGAUUUUGAGGAAAAAAUACCUUAUAUGUAAGUGGGGCUUUUCUUGGAUUGUGACAAUAAAAUGGAGAUCCAAAUUGAUGGCCCCUCUAGCUAGUUGUCAUGCCGCUGCCUAACAUAAUAUCUUGUAUUUCUUUUUUAUCCCCUUCCAAGAACCCCAAAAAAAAAAAGAAAAUUUAUUUGUAUAGACUAGCUCCGGGAGUUGCAAGAAGGGCCUUGAAAUAUAUACAUAGUAACAGAAAUAUAUAGUUAUAUACACAGAAAUAUACUUAUGUUUCGAAAAUGUUUACGUUUAAUAUAUUAGGUGCAGUUUUGUUGGUAAG